AUGCAUCUUCAAACACCGAUGAGACUAACUACGCUUGUUUGGGUGCUUUCUGUACUGAAUACAGGAUGGAGCAUUCUUACAUACACUUCAGAUAAUGACAAGGUUUGCAAGACCGGGGAAUGUAGGAAGAUGGCAAAACAAAUUAUUGACGCCAUCGACACCAAGGCGGAUCCUUGCGUCGACUUCUUUGCAUAUGCAUGCGGGAAGUGGAAGAAAGAUACACAAAUUCCGAGAGACAUUUCUGCAGUUAACCGAUUCACAGAAGCAGCGAACAGAAGAGACCAGAAUAUGAGACAAUUACUAAAUCGACUGACUUAUCAUAAGGGAGACCAGUCCAUUGAUCAGAAACUGGGCAUUUUAUUCAGAAAGUGCACGGGGCGUUAUUCGCGGACGAAUGAAAACAACGAAAUCAAGCGGCUAUUGAAGGAAAAGUUCGGUAAAUGGCCGAAGAAGGUUCAACAUAAAUCCAAAACUGUUGAAUCUACAAAGCUGCUAAAGGAAGUCGGUUUCCUUGGUCUUCUUGGAAUUACUGUAGAUAUCAAUGUAAAUGAUAACAGUAAAUACGCUAUUGUCAUGAGGGAACCGGUGACUGAUCCGCUAAGUGGGCAAGCUUUCCAGGCAUUAACUAGAGUGCAAAAAAUUGUCUACAAGGAGUAUAUUGAGCGAAUGAUAACUACAAUUGACCCGAGAUUCACAGAGGCACAAAACGUCGCCAGUUCUAUUUUUGACUUGGAGGAUGAACUUUCAUUUAGAGCAAGUGUACAGCGGGAGUCAAUGAUAAAGACUACACUUGGUACCAUUGAUAGAGACAUGAGGUCGAAGAUGAUAAACUACAAAGAGUUGAUUAAAAAGGUAUAUUCUACACUGAAGAAAAAAGUUCCAUUAACGGAUUCACAAGUAAUUAUUGUAGCGAGCCCUGCCUACUACGCCAAGGUCGAAAGCGCUCUUACUGACAUCCAGCAGGAUGAGCUCUAUAACUUUCUUGGGUAUAAAUACCUAUCUCAGCUCAUUAAGUACUCAAAAUCAGAUUUGUUUUUCCUAUACACACAUUUCUUGAAAACCGUCAAUCCUACUUUCAAUGAACCACAAGAGCCGGAUUUUACGAGCAUCUGCAUAAGCGACCUCAUGGUUACUAUGAAGCACGCUUUCGGUCACCUGUAUGUUAAGACAUAUUUUAGCGACCAACGUAUUCGGAACGAGGUAAGGGAAAUUACCAACAAAGUGAAAGAAGCCUUGAAGACAUUGGUUGACAAGACUUGGCUACAGGCUUCGACUAGAAAAGCUGCACAGGAUAAGGUUGACCAAAUGGGAAUUUCCGUAGGAUAUUCCGACUGGGUUUUGCAGACUUCUCAAAUUCAUGAAUUGUUUAAAUAUGUUCCUAAGUUGGAUGAGAAGAAGUCGCUUUAUGUUACAAUGGUGAAGUCUGUACUAGAGAAUAAUUUGCACGUUAAUCUGGAAAAACUACAUACACCAGUAGACAAGACUAAAGAAUGGUCAAGAGAUGCAGCUGAAGUGAAUGGAGAGUACAAGCCCGUAACAAACUCUUUCAUACUAUGUGCCGGAGUGCUACAGGAGCCCCUCUACGCAUACCAACUUCCAGUUGCUGCCAGCCUGGGAAGUUCAGGUUUUUUUGGAGGCCACGAGCUCACACAUGGCUUUGACAGUAAAGGCAGGGACUUUGAUGCCACUGGAAAAAUGUCAAAAUGGUGGACUCCAAAGGAUAUAGCUGAAUUUACAAGGAAAGCCCAGUGCUUUGUGAACCAAUAUUCACAAAUAUAUGAUGAAGAAGCCGAGGAACAUCUCAGUGGAACAAGAACUGAGGUGGAGAAUAUUGCUGACAAUGGCGCGAUCAGUGCUAUUCUAUUGGCUCUCAGCAGUGUAUUAAAAACUACGCCUCAAGCGGACGUUAAACUCCCAGGACUUGAGAAGCGUUCCCCACAGGAGCUGUUAUUUCUUGCAUAUGCAAAUACAAUGUGCAACAAAAUGACAAAGGCAGCACGAAUAUAUCACAUUGGACAAAAUGCACACAGCCUACCAAUGCACAGAGUGAACGUGCCACUGCAAAAUCACAAAGAGUUCGCGGACGCAUUCAACUGCACUUCGUCGAAAAAGAUGAAUCCACGUGAUCGAUGCACACUAUGGUAA
Molecule: messenger RNA, 2145 nt
Organism: Ixodes scapularis (black-legged tick)
Lineage: Eukaryota; Metazoa; Arthropoda; Arachnida; Ixodida; Ixodidae
Product: neprilysin-4-like
Exons: 20
Coding region: 1-2145 (714 amino acids)
Biological process (GO): protein processing
Cellular component (GO): plasma membrane
Molecular function (GO): metalloendopeptidase activity
Source: RefSeq, a predicted model, not a curated record